Notothenia coriiceps (black rockcod) is the source of this 2618-nucleotide messenger RNA. It is a transcript of the gene oxct1a, whose product is annotated as 3-oxoacid CoA transferase 1a. The coding region runs from base 166 to 1992 and encodes 608 amino acids. The record is from RefSeq and is a predicted model, not a curated record. NCBI's taxonomy places the organism in Eukaryota, Metazoa, Chordata, Actinopteri, Perciformes, Nototheniidae. Gene Ontology annotation, molecular function: succinyl-CoA:3-oxo-acid CoA-transferase activity. Gene Ontology annotation, cellular component: mitochondrion. The transcript is spliced from 16 exons.
UUGUCCAGCCCAAUCACUGAGGCAGCAGCUAAUGUCAUCGUGAGCCUAUGGUGUAAGCUAGCACUGCUGAUAGCCACUGUGUGCGACCUUUCAAGCUACAUCAUCUGUCUUCCACCGGCUGGAGCUCUCACUCCUCGACUCAUCGCCCGUGUGUAACUCCAAAACAUGGCGGCCCUCAAAGCUUUGUGCAGAGCGGAUCAUUUAUUCUUCAAAAACCUCUCAGGUCCCUGCAGAACCAGAUUAAAUUUCGCUAAUCUCCAAUUAAGCAAGACCUGUGGUUGUUACUUCUCUACUUCUAGCCAAAGAAGGUCAAAGUUCUACAAAGAUUCUUCAGAGGCAGUCAAAGAUAUCCCAAAUGGAGCUACUAUUCUUGUCGGAGGCUUUGGAUUGUGUGGCAUCCCAGAGAAUCUGAUCAACAGUUUACUGAAGACCGGAGUUAACGGUCUCACUGCAGUUAGCAACAAUGCAGGGAUCAACCCUACCUCCUUUGCAACCCUGCCUUCACCCACACUCACUGCCUGCCUGGAGGAGAUACAGGCGUGGAUGAAGCAAAACUUCCUGAAACUCAACAGCUCCAAGACCGAAGCCAUUAUAGUUGGCACCCCACACCAGGUUCGGUCAUCCACCAUCACCACCAUCACCUUCUCCGGCCAGGACAUUACCCUCUCCUCAACAGUCACCAACCUGGGUGUGAAAAUGGACGCCCAUCCCACCUUUGAGGCUCACAUUAAACAGCUGUGCAAGAACUCCUUUUAUCACCUCAGGAACAUCGCCAAACUCCGCCCCACACUCACUCUGUCUGAUGCCGAAAAGCUAGUCCACGCCUUUGUCUCCUCCAGGCUGGACUACUGCAAUGCACUCCUCAUCAGGAUCCCUAACAAAAGCAUCCAGAGGCUCCAAUACAUUCAGAACAGCGCUGCUAGGAUCCUGAUGAGGUGUAUCCAUGGAACUGCCCCUCCCUACCUUAAGGAACUCCUCACCCCCCAUACCUCCUUGCGGACCACCCGCUCCAGCAACUCCAACCUCCUCAAACCCCCCAGGACUAAGCUCCGUACUAUGGGAGACCGGGCCUUCUGCUCAGCUGCCCCCAUGCUCUUUCCCCUCAGGAAAACGGCCAGGAACUUCAAUCAACCAAUGUGCAAGGCAGCCAAAAUCACCAUAGUUGAGGUGGAGGAGGUGGUGGAUGUUGGGACCUUUGCUGAAGAGGACAUCCACAUACCUAGCAUCUAUGUCCACAGGGUGGUCCACGGAACCGGCUACGAGAAAAGGAUUGAGAAACGCACAGUACAGAAAAGUCAAGACGAGAAGCCCAAACCAAAGAAGGACUCCGACAUUGUUCGGGAAAGGAUCAUUCGACGGGCUGCACUGGAGUUCGAGGAUGGAAUGUAUGCAAACCUUGGUAUUGGUAUCCCCAUGCUGGCCAGCAACUUUAUAAAACCAGACAUCACAGUGAACCUUCAAAGUGAAAAUGGGAUUUUGGGACUGGGCCCAUAUCCCACUGAGGACGCCGUGGAUGCAGACCUGAUUAAUGCCGGGAAGGAGACGGUCACCGUGCUGCCAGGGGCCGCGUAUUUCUCCAGUGAUGAGUCAUUUGCCAUGAUCCGAGGGGGUCACAUCAACCUGACAAUGCUGGGAGCCAUGCAGGUGUCAAAACAUGGAGACCUAGCCAACUGGAUGAUCCCAGGUAAAAUGGUGAAGGGUAUGGGAGGAGCCAUGGAUUUGGUCGCUAGCGCUGGAACCAAGGUGGUGGUCACCAUGGAGCACUCAGCUAAGGGAGGAAAACACAAGAUAUUGGAAACAUGCAACCUGCCUUUAACAGGGAAGCAGUGUGUAGAUCGGAUCAUCACAGAAAAGGCUGUGUUUGAUGUGGAUACGACAAAAGGCCUGACUCUGAUAGAAGUAUGGGAGGGACUCACUGCUGAAGAUAUCAAAGCAUGCACUGGCACAGAUUUUGAGGUGUCUCCCAACCUGAGGUCCAUGCAGCAAAUCUAGAGGAACGUGCAAUGGAUAUGUGUUUUGGUUUGUGUGACACUCAUUUAGUUUCUCUUUGGUGACAAGAGUGUUUUAGCAGCCAGAGACAUGUCAAAUACUGUUUAAACUCAAAUGUUAGGUGCAGUUCCCUGGUAGUUAGCAUAUAAAACAUAUUUUUUGGGAACUACUUUGACCAUUAAGUUAUUAUUUUCUUUCUUUUUUACCAGUGUGUAUGUAUAGGUAUUACCAAAUAAUCCAUCUGAAUUGACAUCUGGAAUACUCUUUAUAUGCUCAGGGAGAAAAAUGAUAAUUUACCAGUGCUAUGAAUAAAAAUAUACAAAUACUUUAACAUUACUGUAGACUGUAGAUUAGAGGAUUUGCAUACACAAAAGGGAAUAUGAUUGUACUGUAUUUGUGGUAAUACACCAAGUAACAAAUUAGUCUUUGGAUUAUAUCAUCUAAUGUAAGAUAUAAUAUUAUUUAUUCUUCAUUUGAUUGACAAAGAAGAUGCAAUAAUGACAUGUGUCAUAACAAACUGUCGCAUUGUCAAACUGUUUUAUAGACUGUAUUUUAUCUGACAUAUUUCAAAGUUGGUGUGCAAUUACUUAUUUAUUUAAAAUAAAAUGUUUUUUGCUCAGCGUAACACA